Molecule: messenger RNA, 2006 nt
Organism: Phragmites australis (common reed)
Lineage: Eukaryota; Viridiplantae; Streptophyta; Magnoliopsida; Poales; Poaceae
Product: protein phosphatase 2C 53-like
Exons: 4
Coding region: 319-1653 (444 amino acids)
Biological process (GO): protein dephosphorylation
Molecular function (GO): cation binding; protein serine/threonine phosphatase activity
Source: RefSeq, a predicted model, not a curated record
AGUGACCGACCGGCCAUUCCAAUCUCCACCUCUCCUCUCCGACCAUUCCGCUAGCUCCUGCAUGCUUGCGUCGUCCCCAGGGCACCGCCCGUGAGCCGCGAUCUCCCCUCACCAACCCCCCCUGGAUUCAAUCCCACCCAACCCCGCCGUGCCUCCCCCUUCAGAUCUGCCUCACUCUCACCCCAUGACCAGUAGGUCCCGACGCUCACCCGGAGUGAGGAACACCACCACCGCUGCUCUUCCACCCUGCGGCUGCACCACCGCCCAUGGCUCCACCCCCGUUCACUGAGACUGACACGCGCUCCCGCCCACGCGCCUAUGGAGGAGGUGCCCGUUAGUUCCGCGGCCGCGGGGCUCACGCUCUUCGCCGCCGCCGCCGCGGCUGUUGCUGAGGUCAUGGAGGAGACCGCCGCUGCGAUCGGGAUCGGCGCCGCGCUGCCCCCUCCGCCGGUCAGGACGGCGGGAGGGGAUGGGGGCGCCUCCGCGGCCGGGAGCCCGUGCUCCGUUGCCAGCGACUGCAGCAGCGUCGCCACCGCAGACUUCGAGGGAUUCGCCGAGGUCGGCUCAGCGCUGUUGCUCGACGACCUCACCGCCGCAACGGCGGCGUCCGUCUCCGUGGCGGACCCCUCUGAGCCGAGGAUCUCGGGGCCGACCGCCAGGAGCGUCUUCGCCGUGGACUGCGUCCCGCUCUGGGGGCUCGAGUCCAUACGCGGCCGGCGCCCCGAGAUGGAGGACGCGGCCAUCGUGGUGCCGCGCUUCUUCGACGUCCCGCUCUGGAUGGUCGCCGGCGUCGCGCCAAUCGACGGCCUCGACCGAGCGUCCUUCCGCCUCCCCGCGCACUUCUUCGGCGUCUACGAUGGCCAUGGUGGUGUUCAGGUUGCCAAUUACUGUCGGGAGAGAAUCCAUUCGGCACUGGUAGAGGAGCUGGGUAGAGCAAAGGAGGCGGUGUGCGGUACCGACCUAAGCGCCCUGGAGUCCAAGAAGCAGUGGGAGAAAGCCUUUGUCGACUGCUUCAGUCGUGUUGAUGCAGAGGUGGGAGGAAAUGCAGGAGCUGCAACCCAGCCUGUGGCUCCAGACACGGUGGGUUCAACAGCGAUUGUCGCAGUCGUUUGCUCAUCGCAUAUCAUCAUUGCCAACUGCGGGGACUCACGGGCAGUGCUAUGCCGGGGCAAGCAGCCCAUGGCGCUAUCAGUGGACCAUAAACCAAAUAGGGAAGAUGAGUAUGCAAGGAUCGAGGCACUAGGUGGCAAGGUCAUCCAGUGGAAUGGCUAUCGAGUUCUCGGUGUUCUUGCCAUGUCGCGAUCAAUUGGGGACAGAUACCUGAAGCCAUAUAUAAUCCCAGUCCCUGAGGUCUCAAUUGUCUCUCGUGCAAAAGAUGACGAGUGCCUUAUUCUCGCAAGCGAUGGCCUCUGGGAUGUAAUGUCAAAUGAAGAGGUAUGCGAUGCUGCUCGCAAGCGGAUACUACUAUGGCACAAGAAGAAUGCAGAAGCCUCAUCUUCAGCCCAAAGAAGAAGCGGUGAUUCGCCGGAUCAAGCAGCUCAAGCGGCUGCUGAAUAUUUGUCGAAGCUGGCUCUCCAGAAGGGGAGCAAGGACAACAUAACCGUCAUUGUAGUUGACCUCAAGGCACAUAGGAAGUUCAAGAACAAAACAUAACCAUGGCUUCAUGAACAAUAACAGUAGUUUCUAGGAAGCUAGAAAUGUGGUACAUCCAAACAUAAUCUGUUUAGUCUGCUGCACAGGUAUAUUCGUUAGCCCAGCACUUCUUCUUUUUUUCCCUCGCCAUAUAUGCUACGCUGCCAAGAGAUGUAGUUAUCUACAGAGUACAGACAGAUUCCCAAAUCUAGUUUGGGGGUUAGCCCGGGGCUGAUCCGGUAACAUCUUAGAGGUAGCUAUUACAGAUUGGGUUUCUGGCAUUAUUUUUGUUAAUGCGUAGGGGUACUCUGCGAUAUACGUACUGGCACUACAGUAUUAAACUAGUUGCGAAUUUCAUGGCCGUCGUGUCUCUA